GGAAAUAACGCGUCAGGUGCCAAACAUGCUGUCCUACAUAAAGCGCAAGCUUUCCGAGUCCGACAGCGGCGUCAAUUCUGGCCCAACAGUGACGUCUACGUGCGGCGGGAGCGGGAGUAGUGGAAGUGGGAGCGCCGCGGGCGGUACGAGCGGUUCGAGCAGCAGCGGUAUCAGCACAAGCGGACGCAGCAACAACGCCGACGAGUUAGUGCGCAAAACGAACCAGAUGUCGAUGGACGAGGAGGCGAUUGCCUUCGGCGAGGACGCACUCCUCCACGAACUGGGCUACAGGAAUGCCACGGAUCUGCAGGAGACCAUCUACGAUCUGCUGCGCAGCAUUCGCGAUCCAGAGAAACCGUGCACCUUGGAGGACUUGAACGUCAUCUACGAGGAUGGGAUUUUCGUGAUGCCCCCCACGCGCUCAAAUGUCUCAGUUGUACGAAUCGAAUUCAAUCCCACAGUGCCCCAUUGCUCGCUCGCCACACUUAUUGGACUCUGUAUACGCGUGAAAGUGGAACGUGGACUGCCGCACAAUAUAAAACUAGACAUAUACAUCAAAAAGGGAGCCCACCAAACGGAGGAAGAAAUCAAUAAGCAAAUCAAUGACAAGGAGCGCAUCGCUGCGGCCAUGGAAAACCCAAAUUUGCGGGAGCUGGUCGAAAACUGUAUCAAGGAUGAAGAGUAGGCUCUCUGCGGUCUGGCUUUGUGUAAAUAGGAGAUUUUGUCAGGAAUGUCUAGGGUUAAGUAUACCAUUAAGUUGCGUCAUGGACUGUGUGCUUAGCAUUAAAGCCCUUAAAAUCUGUUAAUCGCCGGGUUGGGGCGGCGUGAUUCCACCUGAA
Messenger RNA from Drosophila elegans, 839 nucleotides. It is a transcript of the gene galla-1, whose product is annotated as MIP18 family protein galla-1. Lineage: Eukaryota; Metazoa; Arthropoda; Insecta; Diptera; Drosophilidae. The transcript has 5 exons. The record is from RefSeq and is a predicted model, not a curated record. The coding region runs from base 26 to 685 and encodes 219 amino acids.